Molecule: messenger RNA, 1137 nt
Organism: Eremothecium gossypii ATCC 10895
Lineage: Eukaryota; Fungi; Ascomycota; Saccharomycetes; Saccharomycetales; Saccharomycetaceae
Gene: OXA1
Product: membrane insertase OXA1
Exons: 1
Coding region: 1-1137 (378 amino acids)
Biological process (GO): mitochondrial respiratory chain complex IV assembly; protein insertion into mitochondrial inner membrane from matrix
Cellular component (GO): mitochondrial inner membrane
Molecular function (GO): membrane insertase activity
Source: RefSeq, marked provisional
AUGCUGAGAGCAUCUGCUUUGCGUACAGUGCGUUCUCUGAGAACGCCGACAUUCGGAACAGCCUUUCCUGUGGGCUUGCAGCGCACGGCCAUCCGGUUGAACUCCAGCGCUAGCGGCGGUGGGAUACCCAAGGCUACUGAAGAACUGUCUGAGCUACAGAACCAACUACCGACGUUUGAAACGGCGGAGCCUAUAGUGCAGGCAGCGGGAGAGGCAUCGAACCAUAUAGGGUACCUGGCGUCGAUUAAUAUGGCGGACUCGUGGCUGUGGCCGACGGGUUUGCUGCAAAACAUAUUGGAGCACGUGCACGUUUAUGCCGGGCUUCCAUGGUGGGGGACCAUUUGCGUGACUACAGUGCUUGUGCGGGCGUUGCUGUUCCCGCUGUACGUGAAGUACUCCGAUACGAUCGCCAAGACUUCACGGGUGAAGCCGGAGCUGGAGCAGCUGACGCGGGAAGUCAUGGCAAGCACUGACCUGGUGGAGCAGCAACAGGCCACAUUGAAGCGGCGGAAGCUCCUACAGGAGAACGGCAUCAAAAACCGUUAUCUAGUUGUGCCUAUUCUUCAAUUGCCUCUUGCCAUCUCCUUCUUCGCAGCAAUCAGGCAGAUGGCAAACUACCCUGUGGAUGGUUUCAGUGUCCAGGGUAUCUGGUGGUUUGCCGAUCUGGCACAGGCUGACCCCUACCUCGGUCUCCAGUGUCUGACUGCGGCGAUGUUCAUGGGGCUGAGUCGCGCAGGUGGAGAAUCUGGAGCUCAACAAUUCUCGCCCCAGAUGAGAAAGGUGUUUACCUUCCUACCGCUGUUGACGAUCCCAGCUACGAUGAACCUAGCUAGCGGAGUUGUGCUUUAUCUUGCUGUCAACGGUGUGUGUUCUGUUGCCCAGACGCUAUUAUUGAGAACACCUGCUAUCCGGCGCAAGUUGAACAUCGCAGAUGUGGUUCCAGCACCACCCGCGGAUCCUAAUGCCCCACCAAAGGGUUUACUGGAAAGUUUCAGGGAGAACAUAAAGAAGGCCAAGGAGCAAGCUGAGAAGAAGGCGGAGAUGAACAAAAAACGUUAUGAACUAGAGGAGGCGGCAAAGAAGGAGAAAGAACGGACUAGCAAUAUAAAGAUUGUCCACAGGUCGAAACUAAAGUAA